AUGUUCAACUGGGCCAAGCAAACCUUAGCCAACGUCGUUGGCACGGAGGAGCCUAUAUACGGGCCCUCUGCCAUCCGAUCGGUCGCCGAAGAUGCAAAGACAACCCCUUACACCGAGCUCAAGCGGGACGACUUGAAGUGGGAGGUCAAGGACUCGACCUCCGUCGAGACCCAGAGUUUCUACUUCAUGUCGGAGAGCGGCCACAUCGGUCUUGCCCAGGUCAUCUAUAGUAACGUUGCCGGCAUCCGAACGACGGUCCAGUUCAACUCCAAGAUCAUCUACCCAGAUGGUUCGAAGCCCCACCUUUGGUGCUCUACCCCCCUGAACGAGCACUCCUUCAGUGACGACAAGCUGAACUUCCACGCCAAGGACUGCUCUGUAGAGCUGUCUGACGAUGGCAACACAUACACCAUCAAGUCCAUGACUGACCAGCGCUGCAUCGUCAACCUCAAGGUCACCAAGGCCGCGCCCGGCUUUGUCGCCGGAAAGGACGGAAAGACCUUGUACGGCACCGACCUGUCGAACCCGUGGGGAACUAUGAGACACGCAUUCUGGCCUCGUUGCGUCGCCGAAGGAAGCAUGAUGACCAAGGACGGACCUGUGGAUUUCAAAGGCCAGGCCUUGUUCAUUCACGCACUCCAGGGCAUGAAGCCGCAUCACGCUGCUGCCAAGUGGAACUUUGUCGACUUCCAGGGCCCAACCUACUCGGCUAUCCUGAUGCAGUACACGACACCACCGUCCUAUGGAACCUCGGUCAUCAGCGUAGGAGGCAUCGCCAAGGAUGGCGAGAUCAUUGUCGCCGGCACCGACUGCGACGCCGCGCACCUGAAGACCCAGCCCGACUCGGACAACGAGUGGCCAGAACCCAAGGAGGUAAAGUUCACUUGGACUGGAAAGACCAAGGAUGGCAAGGCGGUCGAAGCUGCCAUCGAGGGACCCUUUGAGAAGCGCAUCGACCGUGUUGACGUCAUGGCCGAGGUUCCCGCAUUCGUGAAGAAGAUCGUUGCUGGAGCUGCCGGCACGAAGCCCUACAUCUACCAGUUCGCUCCUACCGACUUUACCUUGAAGUUGAAGAUUGGUGACGAGACCAUCACCGAGAAGGGCAAGCUGUUCAGCGAAGCAACCUUCAUUUCAGGCACGGAAACCGCUGCCGCUCACUCUUAG
Molecule: messenger RNA, 1164 nt
Organism: Neoarthrinium moseri
Lineage: Eukaryota; Fungi; Ascomycota; Sordariomycetes; Amphisphaeriales; Apiosporaceae
Exons: 5
Coding region: 1-1164 (387 amino acids)
Biological process (GO): response to oxidative stress
Cellular component (GO): cytoplasm
Source: RefSeq, a predicted model, not a curated record